Molecule: messenger RNA, 278 nt
Organism: Diversispora eburnea
Lineage: Eukaryota; Fungi; Glomeromycota; Glomeromycetes; Diversisporales; Diversisporaceae
Source: the annotation of a GenBank genome assembly
AAAAAUUAGAUGAUAAUGAAAUUAGUAAUGAAGGUGAUGAAAGUGAUGAAGAUGAAAGUAAAGCAUUGAGAACUAGUUUUGUUUGGGAUUUUUUUAUAACUGAUCAUGAUACAGAAAUAGAUGUUGUUUAUGCAAUUUGUCAAAUAAAUGGUUGUACACGCAAAUAUGCCCAUCAUGGUUCUACAACUAAUUAUACAAAAUAUCUUCGUGAUAAUCAUCAUAUUACUAAUGCUUCAUUAUCUUCAAAAACUCCAGAAGAAAUAAGCAAUCUAAAAUAA